Nematostella vectensis (starlet sea anemone) is the source of this 2343-nucleotide messenger RNA. Its product is annotated as cdc42-interacting protein 4 homolog. NCBI's taxonomy places the organism in Eukaryota, Metazoa, Cnidaria, Anthozoa, Actiniaria, Edwardsiidae. The transcript has 13 exons. Gene Ontology annotation, molecular function: protein binding. The record is from RefSeq and is a predicted model, not a curated record. The coding region runs from base 249 to 1793 and encodes 514 amino acids.
CCGUAAACGCAAGAUCCUUGAGAGUUUAUUGUAUUUGUCCAGAGCUUUGACAUUCGGCUUGUCAGCUUUUAAACUCGGCAAGUACUCGGCUUUCUCCGAAAUGUUAUUCCGAGGUUUCGGACUUCCGGUAGUCAACGGAUGACAAGUCAUAUCAGCGCAAAACAUCACGCAUUGCAAAGUAUCGGCUUGCCGGACACAAACUAGUCUUGAAACAAACUAAUGCCAUAUUUUCAUCUUUCUUCUUCAAGAUGAGCUGGGGAGUUGAUUUAUGGGAUCAAUUCGACCUUGUAGCGGCUCAUUCGGAGCGGGGAAUCGACUUGGUUAAACGGAUAUCCCGAUUUGCAAAAGAAAGAUGUCGUAUAGAAGCCGAAUAUGCAAAGGAAUUGAGAAAACUGGCAAAAUCAUUCCACACAAAAAAGAAACAUGAAGAUGAAUUACAGUACUCAUCACAUAAAGCAUUCUCUGAUGUUGUCAAAGAGACAGAUGACAAAGCAGGACAGCAUGAAUUGAUUGCUGAAAACAUGUCGGCUGAGAUCUAUAAGGAGCUACAUAAACUGCACUCUGAGCUGGAACAUGAAAAGCGUAAGCAUUGUAGUGAUGCAAAGAAAGAGCAGGACGACAUGGAUCACUCUAUGCGAGCCUUGGAUACUAGUAAGAAGGCGUAUGAAAAAGCAAAGUUUGAAGCAGAGCAAGCGUUGCAGGCAUAUCAGAAGGCAGAACAGGACUCAAACAUAGCCAAAGUACAAAUCGAAAAGCUUCGGGGAUCUCACAAAGAAAAGGGCCAAGCAGCCGAUCGGGCAAAGGAGGAGUAUCAAAACCAACUGCAGAUGACGAACAACAAACAGAUGCUUCACUACAAUACAGAUAUGCCAGCGAUUUUCGAUGAAAUCCAAAAGAUGGAAGAGAAACGAAUCGCUCGUGUGGGCGAGCUGUUGGUGCAUUAUUCAGAGGUUGAGUCCAAAGUGAUGCCGAUUCUUCAGAAGUGUCUGGAUAACAUCAAAACCAUUGGCGCCUCUGUUGACGGGCCCAAGGAUACAAUGCAGCUCAUCGAGCUGAACAAGACCGCUCUGACCCCCCCUGGGGAUAUACAGUUUGAAGAGUGCACACCCAGUCGACAAAAAGGUCCAUUGAUGAUUGACAGGAAAGCGAAGUUAGCUUCAUUCUGGAAAAAGCAUAAGGGAGGAAGUACAAGUGGUGGAAAUGACUUCCAAUCACUUCCCCCAGGCCAGAAAAUCCGCAUCUGCAAGAAAAAGGUCGACAAAUUCCAAGCGGAGUACACCAAACUUCAGACUUCCAGGGAUGGAAUGGUGAAAAUGGUAAGUGCGUUUCAGCAAAACCCUGCAAUGGGCGUCGACAUAGACAAGGUGGAGCAGGAGUUAGCUGACAACGCCCAACAGUUGGACAAAGUAGGAGAGGAGCUCUUUAAAUACCAGUCUUUCCUAGCAGCAUUAGAAAACAAACCAGUGCCGGACCCUCCCCCGAAGUAUUCGACUUCUGCGCCUGUACAGCCUCCCCCUGCCCCCACCCCUGUUGGCAGUACCCCUUCAGACCCACCCCCCGCCCCGAGUCUCCUCGUUGCUCCCCUUGAGGAAGAAGAUAUAGAAUUCGAUGAUGACCUACAUUGUACAGUUCUUUAUGAGUUUCAAGCGACAAACGACGGAGAAUUGUCAGUAACUGUAGGCGAAGACUUGCAAGUUCUGGAGAUGGACCUUGAUGAUAGUGGAUGGACAAAGGUUUUAAAGGGAGAGAGCGAGGGAUAUGUACCGACUGCAUAUCUGCAGAUCUUAGACUGAAAGCAACUACAAGUUGGCUGCAGAGCCGUAGCAGGCUCUGGGGGCACAAUAUAGAAACAUAAAGAAAAUAUUGGGGGGGCAUAGCCACGCCCCUCUGGUCAUUUCAAAAGUAUUCGGGGGGGGGGGGCACAUGCCCCCAGUGCCCCACCCCCAGCUACGGCCCUGGACUGUAAGUGGCCAUUGUGCUUGCACUGAGAGCAUAUAAUGGAGGUUUGUUAUCGCCCAAUGGAGAUAUUCAGGCUUUUGCUAUCCAGUCGAUUAUACUAGGAUGACAUUGAAGUCUUACAAUCAACUGAUAAACUUACGCAAACAAGCUGUCAAUGACGCACAAGCGUGAGACAAUCGAGCUCAAGAAAUUCAAGUCAGGGAAUUACCUAACGCGUGCGUCCUAACCAAGCCAAGAAAAAACCAAGAAAAACUUUACAGGCAAUGGCUCAGUAUAAUUGCUAUGUUAUAUUAGCGACUGCGUGAUGUUUAUUUUAAUACACUUAUCAAUGUGUGUGAUUGUACUAACUGAAAUACUGUUUUCAAAAUAAAUGCAUCAAGCUAA